CAAAAGGUGCUGGAAGUUUGGGAUCUGCGUUUGAUUAUCAACAGUUUUGUGUGAAAUUAUCUACAGUUGUGCUGGUUUUGGGUUUUGGGUGUGCUCGCGAUGGAUCAGGUGAAGGUACUCAACACAUGGAUCAGUCCCUUUGGAAUGCGUGUUUUGAUUGGUCUGGAGGAGAAAGGUGUGAAAUAUGAAUAUCAAGAAGAGGUGCUCUCCAAUAAGAGUGAACUCCUCCUUCAAAUGAAUCCCGUGCACAAGAAAAUCCCUGUUCUCAUCCACAAUGGUCGACCUGUAUGCGAGUCUCUUAUAAUUCUUCAGUACAUUGAUGAGGCUUGGGGUUCCAUGCAAUUUCUACCCUCCAAGCCAUAUGAUCGUGCCCUUGCCCGCUUCUGGGCAGAUUUCACAGAUAAGAAGUUUUAUGACGCGGGAGCUCGUAUAAUUAAGUCUAAAGGCGAGGCUCAAGAGCAGGCCAAGCGUGACUUGUUGGAAAGCUUUCAACUUUUAGAAGGCACAUUUGAAGAGAUGUUAGCAGGGGGAUCCCUGGCUUUCUUCGGUGGAAAGGAUUUUGGGUUCCUCGAUAUUGCAUUCAUUCCCUUUGCUUCAUGGUUUCAUACUUAUGAAUCUGGUAGGAAUUUCAAGAUACCGUUGGAGAGUGAGUAUCCGUUGCUUGAUGCGUGGGUUAAGAAAUGUAUGGAGAGGGACAGUGUCAAGAAAGCCCUUCCCUCUCCGGAUAAGGUUUUGGAAUAUGCAAUGCAAAUGAGGAAGAGGAUUUUGGGUGACUAGAUUGCCUGUUCAAUUGUUAAGCCUGCAAAUGUGGGUAUUCAUUAGGUGAGUAUAUCCUUCGUAAUAGAUAUACAAAAUGUUCAAUAGAGCUCAAUGGUAGGGCUCAAUUUAUUGUUGAGCAAUGAACUAUAGGUAAUAAGUUGAAGAAUUCAGAAUUGGAUUGUUCGAUUUCAUUAUCGAACGAUGCAUGUGUUUUGAAGGAUAAAUUUAUGUAAUAGAGAAUGAGGUGUGUUGGUAGGAUAGAUCUAUGUAAU
Messenger RNA from Cryptomeria japonica (Japanese cedar), 1031 nucleotides. Its product is annotated as glutathione S-transferase U19. The record is from RefSeq and is a predicted model, not a curated record. The transcript has 3 exons. NCBI's taxonomy places the organism in Eukaryota, Viridiplantae, Streptophyta, Pinopsida, Cupressales, Cupressaceae. Gene Ontology annotation, biological process: glutathione metabolic process. The coding region runs from base 100 to 777 and encodes 225 amino acids. Gene Ontology annotation, cellular component: cytoplasm. Gene Ontology annotation, molecular function: glutathione transferase activity.